Messenger RNA from Rotaria sp. Silwood2, 546 nucleotides. NCBI's taxonomy places the organism in Eukaryota, Metazoa, Rotifera, Eurotatoria, Philodinida, Philodinidae. The record is from the annotation of a GenBank genome assembly.
AUGGGUUCGAGAGCAACAGCAUCAUGUUUCAAAUUCAAACGACAUGGUGCUCUUACUAUGCCGUUAUUUCGUCGUAGCAAAAUUGUUUCGAAUAUUAACACAAUUGUUGGUGGUACAGACAAACUAUUAGAUAGAUGGCGUGCUAGACCACAUGAUCAAAUGCAUACAGAUAUUGUUGAACAGUGUCAAAAUCUUUUGCUUGAAAUAUUUGGAUUAAUUGCUUUUGAUUAUAAUUUAGAGACACUUGAUAGUAAAUAUUCCAGCAAUAAAAACGAACUGAUCGAAGUCCUAUUCGAUAUCAUGAGUACAUUUAAAAUGGCUAUAUAUGUACCUAGUUUUGUAUCAAUUAUCUAUAUGAAGUUGAAUACUCGAUUUCAACGAGCAAGAGCAACAGUCGAACAAUAUUUUAAUAAAAUGAUCGAACAAGAAUUGACUCAAAGUCCAGAGUCGAGAGCACAACGAAAGAAAACUUCAUUAAUCGCAUUACUUGUUAAUUCAUUACAAGAUGAUGAAAAAGCUGAAGCAAGAAAAAAAGGAGGAAGAUAA